AAAUUUUAACAUAUAUAAAACUACUCCAAAUGUUUUGCCUGAUUCUUGAAGUAUACAAAAGGUUUUCUCUAUAUUAAGGCUGGGAUUUUGCACUUCUUUUUGUAUUAUAAAAAACACCACUAAACCAAAGUUAAAUAUUUUAAUUACCCCCUUAUUUACACUAAAAAAGACUCUUCAACCCCCAUGAAAAUCAUAUUUUCCUUCUUCUUCAUUUGCCUAUCAUGUUUAUUGGUGAAUUCUGAGUCCAUUAGCCGUUCUGAUUUUCCAGGGGGAUUCAUCUUUGGAACUGCUUCUUCAGCUUAUCAGUUUGAAGGUGCUGUGGAGGAAGGAAACAAGGGAAUUAGCAUAUGGGAUACUUUCAUCAAAAGACCAGGAAGAAUACUGGACUUCAGCAAUGCAAACACAGCGGUUGAUCAAUAUCAUCGUUUUGAGAGUGACAUAGACUUGAUGAAGAAUAUAGGAAUGGAUGCCUAUAGAUUUUCAAUUUCUUGGACACGAAUUUUCCCUAAUGGAACAGGGAUACCAAAUCCAGAAGGAAUUGAAUACUACAACAAUCUCAUAGAUGCCUUACUAGAAAAAGGAAUUCAACCUUAUGUAACUUUAUUUCACUGGGAUCUACCACAAAAGCUUGAAGAUUCUUACGAGGGAUUUUUGAGCAAUCGAAUAAUAAAGGAAUUUGAACGAUAUGCUAUUACCUGUUUCGAAGCAUUUGGAGAUAGAGUGAAGCAUUGGAUCACCUUUAACGAGCCUCACGGUUUUACAAUUCAAGGUUAUGACUUUGGAAUUCAAGCUCCAGGAAGGUGCUCUAUUCUUUUGCACUUGUUCUGCAGGAAAGGAAAUUCGUCUGUUGAGCCAUAUAUCGUAGCACAUAACAUUCUGUUGUCUCAUGCUGCUGCAUAUCAUGCUUACCACAAAAUGUUCAAGGCUAGUCAACGCGGCAAAGUUGGGAUAGCAUUAGAUUCAAAAUGGUACGAGCCACGUUCAGAUUGUAAAGAGGACAGAGCUGCUGCAAGUAGAGCAAUGGAUUUUGGACUUGGCUGGUUCCUUGAUCCACUACUACUUGGGAAUUAUCCUCUUUCAAUGCAGAAGUUGGUGGCUGAAAGACUGCCCAAGAUCACUCCCUAUGAGGCAAAACUAAUAAAGGGAUCUAUUGAUUUCCUUGGGAUCAAUCACUAUACAACGUUAUAUGCACGAAACGAUAGAGCAAGGAUCAUGAAGUUCAUGUUUCACAAUGCUUACUCCGACUCUGCUGUAGUAACUACUCCUUACAGACGCGGAGUCGCAAUAGGAGAAAAGGUAAACCUGAUUAGUUGUUUCAUACGUCUAUAUUUGAGAACUGCUGAUCGUUGUCCUAAAGAUCAUAUCUUCCCCCAGGCUGCAUCUGGUUGGCUACGUAUCGUUCCUUGGGGCAUUCGUAAGUUGAUGAAUCACAUCAAAGAUAAAUAUGGAAACCCGUUGGUGAUGAUUACUGAAAACGGUAUGGAUGAACCUAACAAAUCACAUAUAGCGUUAAACGAUGCUUUACAAGAUGAAAGGAGAAUAACUUACCACAGAGACUAUCUUUCGAAUCUCUCUGCUGCAAUAAGGGAAGACAACUGCAACAUCAAAGGCUACUUUGUUUGGUCACUACUUGAUAACUGGGAAUGGAACUCAGGUUAUACUGUAAGGUUUGGACUAUACCAUGUAGACUUCAAGAACAAUCUCACAAGGACACCAAAAUCCUCUGCUAAGUGGUUCAAAAGCAUGCUGACAACGGAAAGAUAUCUGGACGCGUUAUUAUGAAAUGUGUUUUUCAUUUGAUUCCAACAAUGCUAGAAGCAAAUGAAGAUGAUACUGUAGAGUUUGAACUGUGUGCAAUAGCAUCAUUGUUUGCUGAAAAGUGCAACUUCACUCUUAUAUACCAUAAAGAAGCUGAAUGCAAAAUUCAACUUUUGAGAUGAGAAAGCUAAGAAACAAAAACAGAAACAUUGUCUAUAAUGAUUUUAUUUUUAUUUACAAGCAACUUCCACAA
Messenger RNA from Solanum pennellii, 2011 nucleotides. Its product is annotated as putative beta-glucosidase 41. NCBI's taxonomy places the organism in Eukaryota, Viridiplantae, Streptophyta, Magnoliopsida, Solanales, Solanaceae. Gene Ontology annotation, molecular function: beta-glucosidase activity. Gene Ontology annotation, biological process: carbohydrate metabolic process. The record is from RefSeq and is a predicted model, not a curated record. The coding region runs from base 184 to 1782 and encodes 532 amino acids. The transcript has 12 exons.